Molecule: messenger RNA, 774 nt
Organism: Rhizoctonia solani
Lineage: Eukaryota; Fungi; Basidiomycota; Agaricomycetes; Cantharellales; Ceratobasidiaceae
Product: protein YIP4
Exons: 8
Coding region: 1-774 (257 amino acids)
Biological process (GO): endoplasmic reticulum to Golgi vesicle-mediated transport
Cellular component (GO): membrane; trans-Golgi network
Source: RefSeq, a predicted model, not a curated record
AUGUCUGCCUCACCGGCGCCUCCGCAACAGUACAUUGUUGCAGAUGAUGAUGAUGUUAAUGACGAAGAUAUACCUGGCUUUACGCAGCCGAGUGUUCACGGAGGCCAGCUUCCUCCCACACCGGGGGCCAGGGCGCCCUUGGAACCUGUUAUCCUGACACCUAACCCUGCGCUCUCUGGUAAUAUUGGAUCGUCAAGUGGGACAAGUACAGAAGGGCAAUCAAACAUUACCCGCCAGCAAUAUGGUGGCGUUAGAUUGGAAACCAGGUACACAGGUGCUGACACCUUGGACGAACCGGUAACAGCUACAAUUGCACGCGAUCUAUUAUCGAUCUAUAGUAAGCUACUCCAGGUGUUGUACCCCCGGAGGGCUGGUGCUGGUAGAGAAGUCCUAAGAGAUUGGGACCUCUGGGGGCCCUUGGUAUUGUGCUUGGCCCUUGGUAUCUUACUGAGUAUUAAUGCACCACCUACGCAAUCACUUGGCGUCUUCACAGGAGUGGUCGUCAUUGUCUCGAUAGGGUCGCUUGUAGUUACCCUGAAUGCGAAAUUACUGGGUGGUAGAGUUUCAUUAUUCCAGUCUCUAUGCGUACUGGGCUACUGCAUUUUCCCGUUGGUACUCGCUGCUAUCAUUUCGACUUUUGUUCGGGUGCUGUAUGUCCGGGCACCUAUUGCCUUGGCCGCAUGGGCGUGGUGUGUUUGGGCUGCUGUAAACUUUCUGGAUGGCACAAAACUUGAACAGCAACGGGUAUUGCUUGCGGUUUAUCCCUUGUUGUGA